This is a messenger RNA of Gekko japonicus, 371 nucleotides long. RefSeq names its product protein N-lysine methyltransferase METTL21A-like. Gene Ontology annotation, molecular function: protein-lysine N-methyltransferase activity. The annotation marks the transcript as partial. The record is from RefSeq and is a predicted model, not a curated record. Lineage: Eukaryota; Metazoa; Chordata; Lepidosauria; Squamata; Gekkonidae. Gene Ontology annotation, biological process: peptidyl-lysine methylation. Gene Ontology annotation, cellular component: cytosol; cytoplasm. The transcript has a single exon.
GUGCUCAAGUGACAAUCACAGACAGAGAAGCCGCCUUGGCAUUUCUCAAGUCAAACGUACAAGCGAAUUUACCCAGGGACCUCCAGCCGAGAGCCGAAGUAAAAGAACUGACUUGGGGGCAAAACUUGGCGAGCUUCUCUACGGGAGAAUAUGACUUCAUCUUGGGCGCAGACAUCGUUUACCUGGAAGAAACGUUUGCGGAUCUUCUUCAGACACUGGACCACCUGAGCGCGGACCACACCGUGAUCCUGCUGUCUUGCCGCCUGCGGUACGAGCGGGACCAGAACUUCUUGACGAUGUUGAAAGGGAUAUUUUCCGUCCGGGAGGUGCACUACGACCCUGGUAACGAUAUACAUAUAUUCAAAGCACAG